Molecule: messenger RNA, 778 nt
Organism: Wyeomyia smithii (pitcher-plant mosquito)
Lineage: Eukaryota; Metazoa; Arthropoda; Insecta; Diptera; Culicidae
Product: PBAN-type neuropeptides-like
Exons: 2
Coding region: 62-568 (168 amino acids)
Biological process (GO): neuropeptide signaling pathway
Molecular function (GO): neuropeptide hormone activity
Source: RefSeq, a predicted model, not a curated record
UCAACCGAAAGAAGAGUUACGAUUUCACGCGUCGUUGAGGAUAGUAACACUCACUUGUAGGAUGUUUAAAUUUUAUUUCUUCUUCAAUGUUGUGUGUAUAUACUUGGCUAUCCGGAGUGCCCUAGCAGUUGAAAUACCCGAUCCAAAUGAGCAGAAGAUGUCGAGUUACUUUUCUGCCGGGAGUCACGAUGAUGAAGCACCAGGCAAGCGAGCCACAGCUAUGUGGUUUGGACCUCGACUAGGAAAACGGACUAUCCCUCAGGAAUUACAGGGCGAUAUGAUGGAUGAGAUCGACAGUAAUCCAUUAUUUUACAUUGGCGAAUCCCCAUACCGCUUGGCAUCGCAAAUCGCUCAAGGAUCUCCGUAUGUAGUGCUACUGGCAACCAAGCAACCCUUGAGGUCCCAACCGAUAUACUAUUCUCCCACGGCACCUCGUCUGGGACGACGUGACACGGGCGUGAAUGAGAACUACUCGAGACCACCGUUUGCCCCCCGGCUAGGACGCAAUCUACCAAUGUCGCCCCGGUUGGGUCGCUCUUCUUCCGCAGCGGAAGAUCUCGGAUACUAAAACCUCCUCGCACCCCGUAUUUUUACUGAUCCUCUGCGUCGCUGCAGUAAGCCGUUCUUAUUGGAGUUUUUUUUAAACGGCUGGAAUCCGAAUAAGGGCGGCCUACUGCGCUGUUGGUUGCUAGGAACCUUCGAGAGAAAGUAUGUGACUCAAGCGUUUUAAAUGACUGUGCUUAAAAAAAUAAAUUUGAAUAGAAAGACUGACGCUUCA